CUCACCUUAAGAUCGGACUGGACCUCCGUGCAGUGUGGCAUCAAGAGCUGAUCGAGGACGAAGCCAAAAUGAAGUUAAUGGCAUUUCUUUUCUGCUUGGUGUUGUUGACCUUCUUCACAGAGGCCACUCCUGUGAUGAAAGAAAGCGCCGCGAAGCAGCUCCUCCGCAGCAGGAGACAGAAGCCGGGCUACCCCGACGAGCCGCUGAGAGAGCAUAUGUUGCACAUGCAGCGUUUGGAGCAGAGGGCUCGUGAGACAAAUCUUGAGCACUGGCUGAACCCGCACUGCUUCCCUCGCUGUGACCGUAACUAUGGCGACCCCGUUUAGCAUCUGCACAGUGUGAAGGCGAUAACGACUGUGACGACGACGAACCUGAUAAUGACGCUAAUUGCGAACGCCGCUAGCCGGACAUUACGACAGCAAGCGUUGAAGAGGCCUGCACGCAACUUUCGGAGCAUGCAAAGGAAAUUCUGCCAGUAUAGCAGAAACAGAAUAUCCGAUAUUUAUCCAACUUUACGUAGAGGACUAUAAUUAGUCAUAUUAGCCUACCGAGGGAAUAAAAGAUUCUAACAUAACAUUCUUUAGAGUAGCCGAGGGGAACCGUCCCAAUAAACACUUGUACUAGAUUUUAUGGUAAUUGCCUCUUUAUUCUGAUCCUCUUUUCAUAUGCUCGAAUUCUACGUUUUAAUGCUGUUGGGUUAUUUUAAAUAUUAAAAAAGCUCCGAUGCAAAAUAAUUCUUCAGAAAUUAUUAAGACACGGUAUGGACGAGAACGUCAUAUCAAGCGUCCCGUUUAA
Molecule: messenger RNA, 795 nt
Organism: Electrophorus electricus (electric eel)
Lineage: Eukaryota; Metazoa; Chordata; Actinopteri; Gymnotiformes; Gymnotidae
Gene: c3h17orf67
Product: chromosome 3 C17orf67 homolog
Source: RefSeq, a predicted model, not a curated record